UUCGUAUUUUUUUGAAAGGAGAAAUCUGGAAAAAAGAUGGUGAAUGUUGGCAGUGCAGAGCUGCUGCCUGAGAUUGGCACUGAAAAUGACAUUGUGGGUGGAGAUGAGUUAAAGACAGCUUUAGACGCCAAUUGCAAUCAUUCCCUGGAUCGGGGUGUCGCCGAAGAUGGAAAGCAGAUGUUGAAACUUGAUUCGAUUGGUUCUCAAAAUGUUGAUGUUUUUUCCGAGAGGAGGACCCGCAAUCGGCAUUCCAAUGAAGAGCAAUUUUCUGCGAAGCCGAAGCAAAUUUUUCGGUACGGAAAUUACAACCAAUACUACGGCAAAAGGAACCCCAACGGAGAAGACGUUCGUUUGGAUCACCUGCCUCGGGCCUGGUUCGAGAACAAAAGCUGUCUGGACAUUGGCUGCAACAUUGGACACAUCACUUACAGCAUCGCUAGGGAUUUCUGUCCUCGUCGCAUCGUCGGCAUCGACAUUGAUCCUUCACUAGUUCACAUUGCCCGGAAAAACCUACCUCAUUACUUUAGCUCAGGAGAAAACACUUCCGAAGAUGGGCCCAUGGCCCAGAAACGUGCGAAGAAGUCGGAUCUUGCGAAAGACCUGCGUCUUGACGGGAAAUUCCGAGGAGCAGCUAAAAUGCGACACGAUUUUCCGUACAACAUCGGGUUCGUGGCAGGGAAUUAUGUUGGUGAUGAUGACACUGUUGUGGACACUUCAAAACCAGAGUAUGAUGUCAUCUUGUGUCUGAGUGUGACCAAGUGGGUGCAUCUGAACUUCGGUGAUGCCGGGAUCAUGCGGCUUUUCAAAAGGGUUUUCAAUCAACUUAGACCGGGAGGGGUUUUCGUAAUGGAGCCGCAGACGUGGAAGACUUAUGCCAAGUCUUACAAAAUAUGUGAAGAACUGCGGCGUACGUACCAGGAAAUCAAGAUCAGGCCAGUGGAUUUUCCCAAGAUCUUGAUUCUGGAAGUUGGAUUCGAACGAAUGCAGGAACUUAGUGAAGGAGAUGGCUCAAAGUCAGGAUUUUCAAGAUCCGUCCAAGCGUAUUUCAAAAAGGAUUCUUGAAAAAAAUGGCAUUAUAGUCAUUAUGGAACUGUGUUGGCCUCUUGUGUUGAAAUCUCCAUGCUCAAGUGGAGAAUGAGGGAUUGUUUUUUGCUAAAGAUUUUGAGGCUUGUUUUUUUACGGUUUGAAAUUAUUUCGGUUAUACUGUAUUUGGUAGCGCAUCCUGGUUGAUAUUAAAGGUUCGCUUGAAGAA
This is a messenger RNA of Notodromas monacha, 1252 nucleotides long. The record is from the annotation of a GenBank genome assembly. NCBI's taxonomy places the organism in Eukaryota, Metazoa, Arthropoda, Ostracoda, Podocopida, Cyprididae.